Phragmites australis (common reed) is the source of this 4002-nucleotide messenger RNA. Its product is annotated as kinesin-like protein KIN-5B. Gene Ontology annotation, molecular function: ATP binding; plus-end-directed microtubule motor activity; microtubule binding. NCBI's taxonomy places the organism in Eukaryota, Viridiplantae, Streptophyta, Magnoliopsida, Poales, Poaceae. The record is from RefSeq and is a predicted model, not a curated record. Gene Ontology annotation, biological process: microtubule-based movement.
AUUUUCUCCGCAACGGAAAAAGCGCGGCCUCCCUCCCCCUCCCCUUCCUCCUGCCCCUUUCCCUUUCCCCUCCCGAUUCGCCCAGAUCGCCGAGCCAAAUCUCCCCAAAACCUCGCGAUUCCUUCAAGCGCCUCAUCGGGUCGGAGAUUCUGAGCGCGGGCAGGGCCGUCCCUGUUGUCGCCGGCGGCAUGGCGCAGACGCCGAACCCCAGCAGGAGGUCGUGGGUCGGACCGGCGCCGACGCCCUUCCUCACGCCACGGCCGGAGCGGCGCCAGCUCGAGCUGAGGUGGGCGGACGGGGGAUCCCAGAGCUCCGUGCGCCGCAGCGGCCUUGGCGCCGGCCGAGGCGGGGGCGGGGGCGAGAGGGAUCGCGAGGUCAACGUCCAGGUCAUGCUCCGGUGCAGGCCACUGAGCGAGGAGGAGCAGACAUCGAAUGUGCAGAGCGCCAUCUCUUGCAAUGACCCGAAGAGGGAGGCCACUGUUCUUCACAGCCUCUUCAAGCAAGCAGACAAGACGUUUACCUUUGACAAGGUCUUUGGACCAAAAUCUCAGCAAAGGUCGAUAUAUGAGCAUGCUGUUGCACCAUUUGUCAAUGAUGUCCUCGAAGGCUAUAGCUGCACUGUCUUCGCCUUUGGGCAGACUGGAACCGGGAAAACGUAUACCAUGGAGGGAGAGAUGAGGCAGAAGUUUAGUGAACUGCCGGAUACUGCUGGUGUCAUCCCUAGAGCAGUGCGGCAUAUCUUUGCUAUACUGGAAGCACGGAAGGAUGAUUAUAGCAUGAAGGUAACCUUCUUAGAGCUCUAUAACGAAGAGAUAACAGACCUAUUGGCUUUGGAGGACCAAAGCAAAUUCCCUGAAGAUAGACAGAAGAGGCCUAUAACUCUUAUGGAAGAUGGCAAAGGUGGGGCGGUCAUAAGAGGGCUUGAAGAGAUUGUUGUCUACAGUCCUAGUGACAUAUAUAGCCUUUUGGAACAUGGAUCGGCUAGGAGACGCACUGCUGACACUGCACUAAAUAAGCAAAGCAGCCGAUCACACGCCGUUUUUUCUAUAAGCAUCCAUGUCAAAGAAACAACAGUAGGGAAUGAGAAACUCAUGAAGUGUGGGAGGUUGAACCUUGUAGACUUGGCAGGAUCGGAGAAUAUAGCUCGAUCAGGUGCAAGAGAGGGUAGAGCAAGAGAAGCUGGAGAGAUGAAUAAGAGCUUAUUAACCCUGGGGCGUGUCAUCACCGCGCUUGUGGAGCAUUCAGUUCAUGUGCCAUAUAGGGAUAGUAAGCUCACCAGACUGCUAAGAGAAUCGUUAGGUGGAAAAGCCAAAACAUGCAUCAUAGCAACGGUGUCUCCAUCUGUACAUUCUCUGGAAGAAACACUAGUUACACUUGAUUAUGCUUCUCGUGCUAAAAGCAUAAGAAACAAGCCAGAGGCAAACCAAAAAACAUGCAUCGUUAUGCUCAAGGAUCUCUACCAAGAAAUGGAAAGAAUGAAACAAGAUGUCAAAGUUGCAAGGGAAAAGAAUGGAAUCUAUAUCCCUCAUGAACGGUUCGUUCUAGAGGAGGCAGAAAAAAAGAAAAUAAAAGAAAAGAUAGAACUUUUGGAGCUCAGUCUUGAAAAGCAGAGCAAAGAAGUGGAAAAAUUCAAAGGUUUGUACCUAGCAGAACAGGAACGCAGCUUGGAUUUUGAAAGUCAGAACCAAGAUUUGGAGAUAAAUCUUGAAAACUGGAAGGGAAAGUUUCUAGAUCUUCAAGAAGCUCAUUCUAGAGUCAAUAUUUCGCUUAAGGAGAAGGACUUCAUAAUCUCAAACUUACUUUGUGCCGAACACUUAAUUAUGGAACGUGCAAAGGAUAUGCGCAACACCUUGGAGAAUGCAUCUGGAGAUAUUAAUGUACUUCUGAAUAAACUAGAAAGGCAAUCAAAAACUGAAGCUGAAAAUGAAGAUUUGCUAUCUGGUUUUCGGUCUGAAUUGGAUCACAGUCUCGGAGUUCUGCAUAACACAGUUGUUGGAUCAGUUUGUGAACAACGUAAAUUUUUGGGGUCUAUGAAUGAACAAACGAAGUCAUACUUUUCAGCUAAAACUGAGUCAGCAAACCAAUUGGAGAGAAGAAUUGCAAAAGUCAAAGAUAUGUAUGUCUCUGGGGUCCAAUGCAUGAAGGAGCUCGCUAGUACCCUAAGACAGCGAUCCAUCAUAGAUUUUGAGCAGAUGAGGCUGAAUAUAUCUGCUCAUGCAAUUGCUGUUGACAAUUUUCUAGCAAUGAUGGUUUCGGAAGCUGAACAAGUUCUGACUGAUGUUCUGAAAUCUACUUCAGAGCUCAAGGAACUAUUAGCCUUUUCUGCUGAACUACAAAAGGCAGGAUUGCAAAGGAGUCUUACUUCCGCACAAGCCAUGUCAAAGACAUCAAUUGAUUUCUUUAGGGAUAUCAGGGUACAGGUGUCUAGGCUCAUAAAAAAUAUGGAACGGAAUCAAAUAGAAAGGCCCUCCCAGCUUGUUGAAUUUGAGAAGGAAUUUAAGGAAAUUUGUGUUAAAGACGAGCAAGCUGCUCUUAACAAGAUUGCUGGAAUUUUAUCAGGGUUCACUACCAAGAAAACUACAAUGGUUUCAGAAUAUGUGGGACAGCUGAAUGAGAGAUACAGUGAAGAGCACAAUCACCUGAAAUUGGAGAUGUCCAACCUACAGCACACUUUAGAUAACGGCAUAAAAGAGUCCGUGGCUUAUGCUGGAAUGGUAAAGAACCAAUUCCAGGAGGAUAAGUCAUCGCAUGCUAAAUUAAAUGAUCAAAUGGAAGACAUCUUGCAGCAAUGCUUGAAAAAUAGUGGCCAUUCCGUAUCUUAUUGGUCACAUACUCAAUCAUCUUUGCAAUAUCUUUGUAAGAGCUCAAUAAUGGAGGCUGAUGAAUUUAUCGAAGAACGGAGAAACGAAAAUGAAAAUCUGUUCCAGGAAAAGCUGAUGUUAUCUUCGCAGGAUGAUGCAGGGUUUCAUGCCAUUGCAUCUGAUGUGUUGACUGCUUCAGAGAAUUCCCUCUUACUGGAUCAUGAAACUAGAAAGAUGAUGGAAACUGUCUCCUCCACUUUCUCGGAUCGUCUGGAAUUGCUGAAUGAAAAACACAAUGAAGGCGCAGAAUCUAUAAGAAACAUCGCGAGUAACUGUCUCGAGAAGGAUCACAUGGUUAAUAGUCCAGUUCAGCAUUGUCCACGGGAGCUAUUGACCAAUGCAUACAGUUUGGAAUCAAUUGAAGAGCUAAGAGCCUCUGUGGCAGACCUGGUAGCGAAAUUCAGAUCGGAGAAUAAGUUGGAUGGAGUGGACAAGGGAAAGCAAAACUUGGAUCAAAGAACACGCACUCCUAGAAGUCCUCUCAUGCCAGUCAAUCACUACAAUGAGUGAAGAAAGUGGCAAUUGUAAAAUGUUAAAAUGCUGCAAAGAUGGCAAGAUCUCUUGCCCAUUGAUUACCUUCUUAAUUUAGCAUUCCUCGGCUGUGGGAUGCUGCAUGCAAAGAUUCUCAGUAGGGCUAGAUAAGAAAUGCAGAGACCAAACGAUUUGUACUAUUUAAAAUCUACGUGGUCUUCUUACUGUUUAUUCUUUCCAAAAUUUCUGAUCAAUCCAGUGAGCGCUUCAUGUCUCUUUCUAAAACAAGAUAAGGACUAAAAUGUUCAAUUUCUUUCUCAUACCUGAUAUACAUGGAUUCCUGGAGAGAGCAUCACACAUUCACAGGAAGGAAAUAGGUGUGGAGAAGAGAAUAAUGUGGAGAACUGCCUACUGAUCAAGUGAUCAUCAGAGGAAAGGGGAUAGGGAGAGAAUAAAUGUAUGUUUGGUUGGAGGGUGAGGUUGGAUGGAAUAGUAUCAUCUUUAUUUUUUAUGAUAGGAUGAUCUAGUUUUCUGUUUGGUUACUAUAGAUAGGGUGAGUUUGUUUUCUGUUUGGUUGGUAGGAUUAAAAUAGAUAGAAUAAGUUAGUUUUCUGUUUAGUUGAAUGGAUUAGAUAAGCUGAGUUAUGAUGAUCUUCUGUUAAACCUACCUC